AUGGCCAAAGGUAAGGGGAAGCGCUCCUCCGGCGCUCACGAGGCUGUCUCCGAAGGCAGCUCUGCCGCCAAUGGCACCAACGCCGGUGCAGACGCUUUUCCCCAGCUGGAAGAGAGUGCCUUUGCGGGCCUGCGACAGAAGAUCGAACAGAGACUGAAGGACCAGAGUUCAGCCAAGCAAAAGUCGAAAAACAACAAGACCAAGGCUGGCUCCAACGAUUCUGCAAAGGAACCCAAGCAAAUCGCGCCGAAGACGGACUCAAAGCGAGGCGAUGCCGAAAAGAAUAAGGGCAAAAAGCGGGAUCGCAACGGUGAAGUGAUUGCUGCGGAGAAGAAAGACAAGGCAGAUACGUCAGCACCCCAGGAUGAUACUUUCUUGCAGGAGGUUUUGGCUCUCGGUGGUACCAAGGAAGAUAUCGAUCUUCUCGAGGGCAUCGACUCCGAUGUCGAGGACGUCGCAGACACUACGCAGAAAUCGAAGGGCAAAUCCGAGGAGGACUUACUACGAAAGGAGCUAUCCAGUAUGCUAGCCGCGGCUGGACAGGUUGUCCCCGAAGAUGCGGAAGAGGAAGACAUCGAUGAGGAGGACGACGAGGCCGAGGAGGAUGAAGCAGAGGAAGAUGAGCAUGAGGAUGAGAGCGAGCAAGCCGAAGACUCUGGUGAAGAUGAGGAAGAUGAGAUCAAGCCCGCUCCAUCUUCGAAACAGGCUAAGGAAUCUACCAAGAGUGACAAGGCUCCCAAGGACAAGGCUGAGAUUUCUUUCCCCAAGGAAUACUCUAAGCUGACCGUUAUGCCCCGGUCCGAUUGGUAUGCAACGGAUCUCCCCACGAUCUCGGCGAAACAAGCGAACACUCUGCCCCGUCAUCUAGUGGAACGUGUACAUCAAUAUGCCGCGACCCUACUCGAGCAGGAGAACAAAAUGUACGCGGAGGCGCAGCAGGCUUCCGCCUCAUCGUCGCACAAGUUCUACACCACCAUUAUGUCGACCGGUACCCUUAGCGACAAGAUCUCCGCUUUGACUCUUGCUGUACAGGAGUCGCCCCUGCACAACACUAAGUCCUUGGAAAGUCUAAUCGGUCUCGGAAAGAAGCGUAGUCGUGCGCAGGCGGUGGAAGUUCUCCGAUCUCUCAAGGAUAUGUUCGCUCAGGGCACAUUGCUUCCAAAUGAUCGCAGGCUCCGAUCUUUUUCCAACCAGCCAUCCCUCAUCGCUGCGUUCCAGGGAGCGAGCAGGUGGUCUGAAGGCGACGCCCUCCCUAGUGGUCUUCAGAAACGCCACCUUAUUGUCUGGGCAUACGAGAACUUUCUCAAGGAACAGUACUUCGAGGUCCUUAAGAUCCUCGAGGUCUGGUGCAACGAUGAGAUCGAAUUCUCUCGCUCCAGAGCGGUCAGCUAUGUGUACGAAUUGCUGAAGGAAAAGCCUGAGCAAGAAACAAAUCUCUUGCGUCUGUUGGUCAACAAGCUCGGUGACAAGGCAAGGAAGAUCGCAUCUCGUGCUUCAUAUCUUCUUCUGCAACUUGAACAGGCUCACCCUCUGAUGAAGCCGACCAUCAUCACGGCUGUUGAGGAAGUCCUCUUCCGCCCGGGCCAGAGUCAACACGCGAAGUACUACGCGAUCAUCACGCUGAACCAGACCGUUUUGAGUCUCAAGGAAGAGACUGUUGCGGUCCAACUGCUCGACAUCUACUUCUCCCUCUUCGUCGCUUUGCUGAAACCCACCAAGGGUGGCAAGUCUCAGGCAGGCAAAAAGCCUGGCAAGUUCGGCAAGAAGGGAGGCAAAAAGUCCGCAAAGGAGGAAGAGAAGGGCCAGGCUCAGGCUGAGGAGAUGCAGGACAAGCUUGUAUCCGCAGUGCUGACUGGUGUGAACCGUGCCUAUCCUUUCACGAACUCUGACUCGGAGCGUCUCUCGAAACACAUCGAUACCCUCUUCCGGAUCACUCAUUCGUCCAACUUCAACACUAGCAUUCAGGCUCUUAUGUUGAUCCAACAAUUGACUUCAUCUCACCAAGUAGCGGCCGAUCGUUUCUACCGGACCCUGUACGAAUCUCUCCUGGACCCGCGGGUCGCAACAUCUUCCAAGCAAUCGCUCUACCUCAACCUUUUGUUCAAGGCUCUGAAGAACGAUGUCAACGCCCGUCGCGUCAAGGCUUUCGUGAAGCGCAUCGUCCAAGUCCUCGGUCUCCACCAGCCUUCCUUCGUCUGUGGUGUCUUCUACCUCCUCCGCGAACUGGAGAAAUCCUUUGCCAGUAUCCAGACUCUGUACGAUCAGCCAGAGGAGAAUGAAAGCGACGACGAGGAGGUAUUCAAGGAUGUGCCGGACGAGGAUGACGAGCAACCCGAGCAGGCGGUCACCGCCGAGACCAAGCCCCGGAAGCCAUCUAACGGCUACGACCCACGCAAGCGCGAUCCUGAGCACAGCAAUGCCGAUAGAACCUGCUUGUGGGAAUUGCUACCCUACCUGUCACACUUCCACCCCUCAGUGUCGGUCAAUGCGGCGAAUCUGCUCGAGCACAAGCCCAUGAGCGGAAAGCCGGAUCUGACCCUGCACACGCUGACACACUUCCUUGACCGCUUUGUCUACAGAACGCCCAAGGCGGCUGCAACGACGCGUGGCGCGUCUAUCAUGCAGCCUCUUGCAGGCAGCGAUGCGCAGGAUCGCCUGGUGGCAGGCGGCAAGCAUGCCCAGCAUGUGCCGCUCAACUCGGAGGCAUUCUGGAAGAAGAAGUCGGAGGAUGUGGCGGCGGAAGACGUAUUCUUCCACGAGUACUUCAACCGACUGGGCAAGGACAAGGACAAGACACGCAAGAAGAAGGGCAAGGACCCCGUUGACCGUGACGAGGAGGAUGGCGAGGGUCUUAGCGACGCUGAGUCUGAGAUCUGGCAGGCGCUGGUCGACUCGCGGCCCGAGUUGGAGGGCGCCGGCAGCGAUGACGAUCUGGACAUGGAGGAUCUGGAGUCCGCUUAUGAUAAGAGUGACGACGAGGAAGGCGAGGUUAUCUUCAACGACGAGUCCGAUGAGGAGAUGGAUGAGGAGAUGGGCGAGAUGGAUGAGGACGAGGCGUUCGAGGCGGCUGAGCAGGCCGCUGUGCAGUCCAAGUCCAAGUCGAAGAAGACCCAGGAGCCGGAGGCCUCGGAGGAUGAGUUUGACAUGGAUGUCUCUGAUGACGAGGCGUUCUUGGAUAGUGACGAGGAACUCCCGUCGGACAUGGAACUCGGCGGCGGUGUGGAACUGCCCAAGGACGAGGACCAGACCGAUCGGAAGAAGAGGCGCAAGCUCAAGCAUCUGCCGACUUUUGCAUCGGCAGACGACUAUGCGGCCCUGCUGGCCGGGGAAGACGACGGGAUCUGA
Aspergillus terreus NIH2624 is the source of this 3345-nucleotide messenger RNA. Its product is annotated as RNA-binding ribosome biosynthesis protein MAK21. Gene Ontology annotation, cellular component: nucleus. The record is from RefSeq and is a predicted model, not a curated record. Bases 1 to 3345 code for a protein of 1114 amino acids. Lineage: Eukaryota; Fungi; Ascomycota; Eurotiomycetes; Eurotiales; Aspergillaceae. The transcript is spliced from 4 exons.